Messenger RNA from Corticium candelabrum, 749 nucleotides. RefSeq lists its product as uncharacterized. The transcript has a single exon. Bases 1 to 621 code for a protein of 206 amino acids. The record is from RefSeq and is a predicted model, not a curated record. Lineage: Eukaryota; Metazoa; Porifera; Homoscleromorpha; Homosclerophorida; Plakinidae.
AUGGCCAAAGCAAUACAAGCAGCAUCAUCAUCAGUGUACAAUUUCUUUGCACGUGGCAGACGCAAUGAAAAUUCAAGCGAAAGCCAUAUAUCAGAUCCGGAUGUUUCUAACAGUCUACUGUAUGCACAAAAUUUGGCAGGGACCAAGUACGAUCGAGAUCACGACCCUCCAGGCUGGUUUAAUGCCCUCAAGACGUCUCUUGCUCACUUGGCAUGGAUCACAAAACCGUCUCUCACUCCUGACCUUCAAGUUGUCAAAGGGCAAGACGUCAAUGACCUCGUUCAUGCUGUCCUCAAGCUAGCAGCUGAUGAUCAGCUGUCUCAGGAAGCUCUCAAACAGAUACAGCAAUACAUUGAGACUCACAAAGAUGUACUAAAUCCCGAAGCAAAUGUCAAAGUGACAUAUACUUCAGCACAUUUCUCAACUUCUCCUUCUACUGAUGGCUGGAUAAAGCUGUUUGUCUUCUAUGGCAGAAUGCCAGAGUCUCAUGAAGUUGAAGUUUACUACGAAACAGUCUACAUGAAAGUAAACAAGAAAGCCUACAGCGAAGUACGAGCAGGAGUGAUACAGAAGCUUGACGAAGAUGCCAAAAAGCACAUCCCUGAUUUAUCAGGCCACUAGAAAUAUUAUUCUAGAUGACAUUUGUACGACAAUUGCUGCACCAAGGACAUAAUAGAUCAUUUGCACUAAGAAUAGAGUUGAAUGUCGCUUUAUGGCUUUUGCUUUUGCAUCAUGCACCAUGGUUUAGA